AUGACAAUCAAGGAAUUAGAAACCCAAUUUCAACAAUUAUCUGCUAAUCUCGCUGAACAGUCUACAAUCAUGAAGCAAGUAGUGGAGAAUCAGCAACGAUCAACCAAACGGAUGGAAGAUCUUGAAUCCAAGUUCACGUUAUUGAUGGAUCAAAUCUCGCAAAAUAGAGACUCACCUGCUGCUGUUACUGUUAACACAAUAGCUUCAGGAUCUGAGAUUCAAUCCAAUACAGGUAAAGGAAUUUUACCUACACCCAAAACAACCGACAAAGGAGGAUACAGCCCGACCUCUACCAAGGGUAGCUACUCCUCUAAGGGAGCAAAAAUGCCCAAGGUGGAAAUCCCAGAUUUUAAUGGUGAGAACCCAAGGAACUUUAUUCGGAAAUGUGAAAAAUACUUUCGGUUUUAUAGUAUUGCAGAAGAAGAACAGAUUGAGAUUGCGACGAUGCGAUUUGGUGAUAUAGCUGACAAUUGGCUUCAAGGAUGGGUCAGCGAUCAAACCAAUUCCUCAUGGUCUCAGUUUUCCAAAGAUUUGUGUGAAAGGUUUGGAGAGAAAUCAAGCAUGGAAAUCGUGGCUGAGUUUAACAAACUGCAGCAGGGCGCUGAAUCUGUGGUAUGUUAUCAAGAGAGGUUUGAGCAACUGAAGGCAAUAAUGCAGAAAUUCAAUCCUGGGCUAUCGGAAUCAUACUUUAUUUCGAGCUUUAUAAGUGGGUUGAGUGAGGAACUCAGAGCUAUGUUAAUGGUACACAGACCAAUCACCUUGAAUCAGGCUUUCACUCAAGCAAAAUAUCAGGAGCAAUCGUUUGAAGCUGUCCUUAGGAGGCAUAAACUGAUUCCGGGUAAGAUUACUACGGGGAAGUCAAGCUAUCCUAUCAGUUUUCCAUCGCCAAAACCCACAAUCCUGCAACCGAAAGAAGAAACUAAUAAGGAUUCGGGAGGGAAGACCAGUACAUGGGAACAAAGAAAAGCUGCCGGGUUAUGUUUUAAAUGUGGUGAUAGGUUCAGCCCUGGACAUCAGUGCAAGAACAAGACGCUCUUGGCUAUGGAAGCCAAUAUAGAUGACAUUGUUCAAGAAGAACUUACCUGUGAGGAAACCGAAGGAGAAAAUCUCAAAGGAGAACUGUCACUCGCAGCGGUAACAGGUCAGAAAUCGCCCAAUACGCUGAGGAUCAAGGGAAACAUUCAUGGAGUUCCUGUGGUAAUCUUGUUAGACACGGGCAGCACCCAUAGUUUCAUGAAUGCUGGGAUAGCUGCGAGAGUGCAGGCAGCUAUUGUCACGACAGCUACUCUUUCGGUCACAGUAGCUAAUGGAGAACAAAUACUCAGCCAAACAGUAUGUCAGGGAAUGAAAUGGAAUAUGCAGGGACAGGAGUACGCCUUUGAUUUACGGGUUCUUACAGUGGUUGGGUAUGAUAUUGUAUUAGGAGUGGAUUGGAUGAUCAUGUAUAAUCCUUUGCUUUUUGAUUUUGUGGGCAUGACUCUUACUUUCAACAGAGAUGGGAAUGAGGUUAAAUUACAGGGCAUCCAAGACCAAGGAGAGCUGCAUUGUGUGAGUGGGAAGAAGAUGACAAGGCUUAUCAAAGAAGGGGGAGCGUUACUACCUGCUCAGCUAUUCUCCAUCAAAAUUACAGAACCCACGGUGGAAAAUCAGUUGAACACCGGAAUAGCAGAACCAGUUCAGGCAUUAUUGCAGCAAUAUGAGACCAUUUUCGCAACACCUACGGCCCUGCCUCCGGAAAGAUCACAUGACCAUGCUAUUAAUCUCCUGCCCAACACAAAACCUGUUAACAUCAGACCUUAUCACCACAACUAUUUUCAGAAAACGGAAAUAGAAAAACAGGUAAAAGAAAUGCUCAACACUGGAGUGAUUCAAUGUAGUCACAGUCCUUUCGCUUCUCCAGUCCUGUUAGUUAAGAAGAAAGAUGGAACUUGGCGUUUUUGCGUGGAUUAUAGACAAUUGAAUGAGAUGACAGUCAAAGAUAAAUUUCCAAUACCUGUCAUAGAUGAUCUACUGGAUGAAUUAAACGGAGCAAGAUUCUUCAGCAAAAUCGACUUGCGAGCCGGUUACCAUCAAAUUCGAGUAAGAGUGGAAGAUGUUUACAAAACAGCAUUCCGAACUCAUCAUGGGCACUACGAAUUUAAGGUAAUGCCUUUCGGCUUGACUAAUGCUCCUGCUACCUUCCAAUCCUUGAUGAACCAAAUCUUUGAGCCUUAUUUGAGGCAGUUUAUUCUAGUCUUCUUCGAUGAUAUUUUGAUAUAUAGCAGAACUCUUGAGGAGCACUUAAACCAUCUAAAGAAAGUCUUUGACAUACUUAGUGAACACAAGUUGUUUGCCAAACAGUCAAAAUGUUCCUUUGCUCAGACUAGAGUUGAAUACUUGGGUCAUGUAAUUGAUGAAAACGGUGUACACACAGACCCCAGUAAAAUAGAGGUUAUGCAGAAU
Messenger RNA from Manihot esculenta (cassava), 2442 nucleotides. RefSeq lists its product as uncharacterized. NCBI's taxonomy places the organism in Eukaryota, Viridiplantae, Streptophyta, Magnoliopsida, Malpighiales, Euphorbiaceae. The record is from RefSeq and is a predicted model, not a curated record. The annotation marks the transcript as partial. The transcript has a single exon.